Molecule: messenger RNA, 1212 nt
Organism: Caenorhabditis briggsae
Lineage: Eukaryota; Metazoa; Nematoda; Chromadorea; Rhabditida; Rhabditidae
Gene: Cbr-ech-8
Product: Protein CBR-ECH-8
Exons: 6
Coding region: 1-1212 (403 amino acids)
Biological process (GO): fatty acid beta-oxidation
Cellular component (GO): peroxisome
Molecular function (GO): NAD+ binding; (3S)-3-hydroxyacyl-CoA dehydrogenase (NAD+) activity
Source: RefSeq, a predicted model, not a curated record
AUGGAUAAAGUACCAGAUGAUAUCAAGAGUUAUAUGAUGGAGGCUUAUCAGUUGGCAAGCCGGUGGUCGCUUCCAAAUAAUCGUGGAGAUCACACUAACUCAAAAUCGAUCCCUCUAAAAUCUGUGGCUGUGAUCGGAGGGGGAACGAUGGGAAGAGGAAUUGCAAUGGCUUUCUGUAUGGCUGAGUUUGAAACGAUUUUGGUGGAACUUAAUGAUCAGUUGGAAAUCACAUAUGCACGAGAGAAGUCUUUCAAAAGAUUGAAAGACUCGAAAAUCGAAAAAUUGAGGAAGAAUCUGCAGAUCACGACAGAUUUUCAGAAACUUCAGAAUUGCGAUCUGGUGGGUUCAUCCAAAUAUGAUGUACCAUGUUAUGAGCAAGUUCAGAUCGUUGAAGCGGUUUUCGAAGAGAUGAAAUUGAAGAAGGAACUUUUCACAAAGUUGGAUGGAAUCUGUAAAACGUCAUGCAUUUUUGGAACAAACACAUCAAGCCUGGAUCUAGAUGAUAUGUCGUCAGUUCUCCAGAAUCCAACCAAAGUUGUUGGAAUUCACUUUUUCAAUCCAGCCAAUCUAAUCAAAAUGGUUGAAGUCAUUUAUGGAUCCCACACGUCUUCCGAAGCCGUUGCCACUGCUUUUGAAGCUUGUAGAGCUAUCAAAAAACUUCCUAUUCUUGUUGGGAAUUGCCCUGCAUUUGUGUUCAAUCGUCUUCUUGGAGUUUAUCUGAAUCAAAGUCAAAAGUUGAUGUAUGAAUACGGAUACCUACCUCAUCAAGUGGACAAAAUCGUCACCAGCUUUGGAUUUCUGAUGGGCCCAUUGACAGUUGCUGACAUGAAUGGUUUGGAUGUAAUGGAGAAGCUGAAAAGUGAGAAUGGAUGGCCAGCAAGUGAUUUCGAAAAAGAAGUAUGGACACAGAAAAGAUAUGGAAGAAAACGAGAUGCUAUCAACUUUUUAUUGUAUCCGAUGAUGAAUGAAGGACUUUUGUGCAUUGAAGAAGGAAUCAUUGAUCAUGAAAGUUUGAUAGAUAUUAUGUUCAUUCUUGGCUUUGGAUGGCCAGUUGCAACUGGAGGUCCAAUGAACUUUGGACGACAACAAGGAAUUGAAAAAGUAGCCAACACCUUGAUUUUCUGGUCUUCUUUAGAACCGGAGAACAGAAUCUAUCAAGUGGCACAGACUCUCCGAAAAGUUAAUAAGAAACAUUUUUCAUCAAAACUUUGA